ACUAGUCUUAUUAGCACGUUUUUCGUACGGCUGGCCACAUCGUGCGGCUGCUUGUAAAAAAACGGAGUAACCCCUGUUACAUUGACAAAGUAACCCCCAUUAUAAUAAUAGAGUAACCCAUUAUUAUACUUAUUAAGUAAUUAAUCUUAAAUAACAAAGUAAUCCCUACAACACUAAUGGAAUAAUGGUAAGAUAUAUAUAUGUAAUAUUAUGAUUAGUCAAAGUGUAUAAUUAGUUACCUUAAUUGUAGCCUAGAUUAGGGGAUUUGAUAACUCUGUAUAUUGUAUAUAUUGGAAGCUAAGCAAUGAGAAUACUCACGGAAUAUACUUCCUUCAAAAAAAAAAAAAAAAAAAAUAUAUGUCUGCUCUUAAGCGGAUAGUUCGGUAUAUACAGGGCACUCUUGCGUGUGGUUUGCAUCUUUAUCCAUCAUCUAUUUCUACGCUUAUAUCAUAUACUGAUGCUAAUUGGGGUGGGUGUCCCGAUACGAGACGCUCUACUUGCGGAUAUUGUGUAUUUUUGGGUGAUAACUUGAUCUCUUGGUCAUCAAAAUGCCAAACAACUCUUUCUAAGUUUAGUGCUGAGGCAGAGUACAGGGGUGUUGCCAAUGUAGUAUCCGAAUUGUGUUGGAUUCGUAAUCUAUUAUUAGAGUUACAUUGUCCGAUUGAUAAGGCGACCUUGGUAUAUUGCGACAAUGUGAGUGCCAUUUAUCUUUCUGAUAAUCCGAUACAACAUCAACGUACAAAGCAUAUAGAGAUGGAUAUACUUUUUGUUCGAGAAAAGGUGGCCCGGGGUCAUGUUCGUGUCCUCCAUGUUCCAUUUAGGCACCAAAUUGCGGAUAUUUUUAUGAAGGGCUUACCACGUGUGCUCUUCGAGGAUUUUUGA
Chenopodium quinoa (quinoa) is the source of this 882-nucleotide messenger RNA. RefSeq lists its product as uncharacterized. The record is from RefSeq and is a predicted model, not a curated record. Lineage: Eukaryota; Viridiplantae; Streptophyta; Magnoliopsida; Caryophyllales; Amaranthaceae. The transcript has a single exon. The coding region runs from base 358 to 882 and encodes 174 amino acids.